This is a messenger RNA of Dacryopinax primogenitus, 2069 nucleotides long. Its product is annotated as heat shock protein 70. The record is from RefSeq and is a predicted model, not a curated record. Gene Ontology annotation, cellular component: cytoplasm; nucleus; plasma membrane. The coding region runs from base 49 to 1893 and encodes 614 amino acids. Gene Ontology annotation, molecular function: ATP-dependent protein folding chaperone; ATP binding; heat shock protein binding. Lineage: Eukaryota; Fungi; Basidiomycota; Dacrymycetes; Dacrymycetales; Dacrymycetaceae. Gene Ontology annotation, biological process: protein refolding; vesicle-mediated transport; cellular response to unfolded protein. The transcript has 3 exons.
GUCGACCUCAACCUCAUUCCUUUCAUUCCUUUCACUUCAACAGUCAGCAUGUCUGCUGAGGAUAUAUUCGAUGGUGCGAUCGGUAUCGAUCUUGGUACAACUUACUCCUGUGUCGGAGUGUGGCAGAAUGAUCGGGUGGAGAUCAUCGCCAACGACCAGGGUAACAGGACAACCCCGUCUUACGUUGCAUUCAACGAGAACGAGCGUUUGAUCGGUGAUGCCGCAAAAAACCAGAGUGCCAUGAAUCCGCAUAACACUGUUUUCGACGCAAAGCGUCUCAUUGGCAGGAGAUUUGAUGAUCCCGAGGUCAAGAAGGACACGCAGCACUGGCCCUUCAAAGUGGUGGACAAGGAUGGUUCCCCUUUCAUUGAGGUUCAGUAUCUCGGUGAGGUGAAAACUUUCUCCCCCCAGGAGAUCUCGUCCAUGGUGCUGCUCAAAAUGAAGGAGACGGCCGAAGCCAAGCUUGGCAAGACCGUUAAGAAGGCUGUCAUUACCGUUCCUGCUUACUUCAAUGAUUCUCAACGUUUGGCUACCAAAGACGCUGGUACCAUUUCCGGCCUCGACGUUCUCCGUAUCAUCAACGAGCCCACCGCCGCUGCCAUCGCGUACGGCCUGGACCAAAAGUCCAAGGAGGAGAAGAACGUGCUCAUCUUCGAUCUUGGUGGUGGAACUUUCGAUGUCUCCCUGCUGAACAUUACCGGUGGCGUUUUCGCGGUCAAGGCUACUGCCGGCGACACACAUCUCGGUGGUGAGGAUUUCGACAAUGCCUUGCUGGAGCAUUUCAAGGCCGAGUUUAAGCGCAAGACGAAGCUCGACAUUUCUGACGAUGCCCGUGCACUCCGUCGGUUACGUUCCGCGUGCGAACGUGCCAAGCGCACCCUCUCCAGCGUCACCCAGACUACCGUCGAAGUUGACUCGCUUUACCAAGGCGAGGACUUCUCUGCUAACAUCACCCGUGCCCGGUUUGAGGAGAUCAACGCUGUGACGUUCAAGAGCACAAUUGACCCCGUAGACAAGGUGCUCAAGGAUGCCAAGAUGUCCCGCGAGCGCGUCCACGACAUUGUCCUCGUUGGCGGCUCCACUCGUAUUCCCAAGAUCCAAGCCCUUGUUUCCGAGUACUUCGGCGGACGCCAGCUCAACAAGUCCAUCAACCCCGAUGAGGCGGUUGCGUAUGGUGCCGCUGUCCAGGCUGCUGUCCUCACAGGUCAGACCAGCGACAAGACCGCCGACCUGCUCCUGCUCGAUGUUGCCCCUCUUUCCCUCGGUGUAGCCAUGCAAGGUGAUGUUUUCGGUGUCGUCGUGCCGCGCAAUACGCCCAUCCCGACCAACAAAUCGCGGACGUUCACCACGGUCGAGGACAACCAGACCACCGUCACUUUCCCCGUGUACGAGGGUGAACGGACACAGUGCCGUGAUAACAGGCUCCUGGGUGAGUUCGAACUCACUGGCAUCCCGCCCAUGCCACGCGGUCAGGCCGAACUGGUUACCACCUUCGAAGUGGACGCAAACGGCUUGCUUAAAGUCACUGCCAUGGACCGUGCCUCCGGCCGUAAGGCGUCGAUCAGCAUCACCAACUCUGUUGGCCGUCUCUCGUCCGCUGAGAUCGACCAGAUGAUCAAGGAUGCCGAGCAGUUCAAGCAGGCAGACAAGGACUUCUCCGCACGGCAUGAGGCCAAGUCCGAUCUUGAGGCGUACAUUCACCAGGUCGAACAGACCAUCACCUCGCCCGAGAUUGGCAUGAAGAUCAAGCGCGGAGCUAAGGGGCAGGUCGAGUCCGAGCUGGCAAAGGCGCUCGAGAAGCUCGAGCUCGAGGACUCCACGGCAGAGGAACUCAAGAAGGCACAACUUGGCGUCAGGCGGGCGCUCCAGAAGGCCACUGCUGGUAUCCGGUAAACGGGCAGCACGGCGCAGGCUUGUCUAGACAGCGGAAGGCUGAAGUUGGGGUAGCGAGCAUUUCUUUUUCCGCAAAAUGAUCUUGCAUGUGCAUUAUGUGUGCCAUGUUAUGUGAUAGGUCCCUGCUUCCAUUACGCACCGUUCUGUUCGAGAUCCAAUGCAUGAUGUGAAUAUCC